Molecule: messenger RNA, 2584 nt
Organism: Python bivittatus (Burmese python)
Lineage: Eukaryota; Metazoa; Chordata; Lepidosauria; Squamata; Pythonidae
Gene: CTSB
Product: cathepsin B
Biological process (GO): proteolysis; regulation of catalytic activity
Molecular function (GO): cysteine-type endopeptidase activity
Source: RefSeq, a predicted model, not a curated record
AGGGCUGCCAAGGCUGGGCUUUCGUGGAGGGCGGGGGGCGUAGAUAAGGCGAGCAGAGCGGCCGAGUGGCUGAGGCCUUUGGUGACUCCGCCAGUGCUGCUGCAGGUAGCAUCUUAAGCAUCCAUUAUCAAAAUGAGGUGCUCUGUAGUAACUCUGGGCCUGUUGGUGGUCCUCACAAGUGCCCGUAACAUUCCCCACUUCCCUCCCCUCUCUCAUGACUUAGUGAACUACAUCAAUAAGCUCAAUACUACAUGGAAGGCUGGACACAACUUUCGUGAUGCUGACAUGAGUUACGUGAAGACAUUGUGUGGCACCUUCUUGCAUGGCCCCAAACUGCCAGAAAGGUUUGAAUUUGCUGCUGAUUUGGUCUUGCCAGACAGCUUUGACUCGAGGCAACAAUGGCCAAACUGCCCAACCAUUGGUGAAAUCAGAGACCAAGGCUCUUGUGGUUCCUGCUGGGCAUUUGGUGCAGUCGAAGCCAUGUCGGAUCGGAUUUGUGUCCAUACUAACGGCAAGGUGAAUGUGGAGGUUUCUGCUGAAGAUCUGCUUUCUUGCUGCCAAUUUGAAUGUGGGAUGGGUUGCAAUGGAGGUUACCCCUCAGGAGCAUGGAGAUACUGGACUGAAAAGGGCCUGGUGUCUGGUGGCCUUUACGACUCACAUGUUGGCUGUAGGCCGUACUCUAUCCCACCCUGUGAACAUCACACCAAUGGGACUCGGCCCCCAUGCACUGGAGAAGGUGGUGAUACCCCUGAAUGUGUCAGAAGUUGUGAAGCUGGUUACUUUCCAUCAUACCAGGAAGACAAACAUUAUGGAAUGUCUUCAUACAGUGUCCCUGGUAAUGAGAAAGAAAUAAUGUCUGAGAUUUACAAAAAUGGACCAGUGGAGGCAGCGUUUACUGUUUAUUCUGACUUCCUCAUGUACAAAUCAGGUGUCUACCAGCAUGUCUCUGGUGAAGCAGUUGGUGGCCAUGCAAUCCGAAUUCUCGGCUGGGGUGUUGACAAAGGCACACCUUACUGGUUGGUGGCUAAUUCCUGGAACACAGACUGGGGUGAAAAUGGCUUCUUCCGAAUUCUUCGUGGGCAAGAUCACUGUGGAAUUGAGUCUGAGGUUGUAGCUGGAACCCCUCGCACAAGCCAAUACUGGAAGCUACUGGGAUAAUCCUGCCAGUUGAGUGGCACAUAAUCAUGCUUGUGAAGAUAGAAGACGUGGUUGCAAUCCUAUGCUCUAAGACAUUUUAGACUUCAGCUUUUUUUAAGCCUUUACAAUAUUUCUUUUUUAAAAAAAUGUACAGUACAGAUGUCUCUACCCGGCUGUCUCUGUGUCUGAAGCAUGAGGCUUUCUAAUUUUUGCUCAACAUGACUGGCAAGGCAGAAUGGCAAGCAGGUUAUUGAGAUGGAACUGGUUAUAUUAAAUGAAGUACCUCUAAAGGAAUCAAAACGUGUUUCACCAGCAGAAGGGCAUGAUUGGAAACAACCCUCCUUUCCCCCUGGAUAAGAUGAUGAGGCUGAGGUUUUAACGUAACCUUCCACAUACUGAUGGCACCAUUCGUCAGAUAGACUGCAGGAUCAUGGAGUCCCAGGGGUGGUUAGACUGCUUUGGGUGAAAUCCUUAGUAAACAAUAGUAUUGUGCAAAGUAGUAAAGAGGAUUCUCCCUCCCCUCUCUCUCAUGCACACAGACUCACUUUCAGGGAAAUAAAAAAUAGAAAGGCUGAAAUAGUAGCUUAUUUACUGCAUGGGUGCUGAGUUCUGUGCCUAAAUUUCAAAGAAACUUUUAAGAGGCUGUCAUCAUGGUGGCAGCAGCCCUGACUCUUCUUUAUAAAUUCCUGAUUUCAAUAUGUGCCUAAAUAGUGAGAAGACAAAAAAAUAGAGGGAGGGUCUUUCUGAAACUGACCAAAUCGUCAAAUAGACCAAACUCCUGAGUCUGUUGUAACUAUGCAUUGAACUUCAGUUCCUUGAUGAACUUGGCUAUAUGGGAUUAUAGGAGUUUCUCUUGUGAGUGUACCAAAUAAUUGCAGAAGCAGAAACAAAAGAUUCUUGGCCUUAAAAACAAAACAGCACCUGCCCCCAAAGUUUUAUUGGUGACUGUGUCAUUUAAGCUUGAUUCCUGAAACUAUUUGGGCAAUUGCACUAGCUGGUCUUGCACAUAUGCAUGAAUUAUUUCAUUUUUUUUACAAUUGUAAAUGUCGAUGAGGAAACAGGCAUGUAAAGGGGACUGUGAAAAUGGCUCAAUACUAAAUCAACUUCAAAUUAAAGGAACUUGUUAGCCAUCAUUAGUUUUACUGAGUUCAUGGGUCUAGCUUAGAUAUGAUUGAACUGGAUUUGCUAUUAUGAGAAGCCAUAAAAUGCUUUGUUUUGCCUAGGUGAGCGACAGUCUGUUUCAGCAAAUUAUUUAAAAACCAUGGCUUAUUGUUUGAACCUAACCUAAAAUUGAAUCUGAUCCAUAGGCUCUAAUUGACUGGCUUCUGGCUUCAAAUACAUGGUUUUUGUUAAAUGCAGAAUAUCUUGUACACUUAGGACCAAUCUUGUGACCAAAAAUUCAUUAGUGUGGUUCCAAUUCCUAUCUCCAGUAAAAUGUCUCUCCUCA